Messenger RNA from Tilletiaria anomala UBC 951, 1764 nucleotides. RefSeq lists its product as uncharacterized. The coding region runs from base 327 to 1565 and encodes 412 amino acids. The transcript is spliced from 2 exons. The record is from RefSeq and is a predicted model, not a curated record. Lineage: Eukaryota; Fungi; Basidiomycota; Exobasidiomycetes; Georgefischeriales; Tilletiariaceae.
GUUGUUCUCUGGUUUUCGGCCGAGAGAGCCCAGUCAAAUUGGACAUCUGCCCAAUGACGCACGUUCGUCGUCAAUUGGUUUCUGCACAACUGUGCUUGCAUAGUAUCGUGGUUGUUGCCAUACAACUAACAGCGCAUGUUCAGCUUAUCUUCUCUCCCAAACGGCCUUCCCCUUCAUGAAUCUUUGCCUCGCCCCCUCUAGGCCAUGCAGCAUCCAGCUCACGCUCGCCACCAUCGACUCGCGCCCGUUGCAAUUGACUCGAGUCUCUCGUUUGCAGUCUCAUUCCGUCUCUUCGCACGCGCAGCACCCACCGCCAACCACCCGCCAUGGCGAGCCGGCCACCGCCCGUGUUCGACAGGCGCCUUAAGCACCUCAUCCGCGUCCAGAUCCUCUCCCCGCUCUCCUUCCUUGUCUCCCUCGGCGCGCUCGCAAUAGGCAUGUUCAUCGCCCGCCCAUGCAUCUCUGACAUCAGCGCAAGGCACUGGACCUACAUCGCCCCGCGCGACAGCCUGCUCCUCAUUUACUGGGCCGCCAUAUACUUUGCCCAGAUCGGGUUCGCUCUGUAUAUCACCCUCUCCACCAGCAGCGUACGUGCACAGACACUCAUCUCCGCCGGCGUCGGCCUCCGUCUCGCAUUUGCCAACCUCAUGCUUGCCAUCUGGGUCCCACUGUGGCUACUAAACACGCACGCGACGAGCAUCGCCUCCACGGUCUUGCUGGGACUCGCAGCUCUCGGCCUCCUGUCGAGCGUGCUGUACAUCCAGGUUCGGCGUAGCGACCCAGUCAUCCGGCCGACGAUCAAGCACCGCCCCUUCGAGUGGAUAUGCGUCCACCUCCCCCUCAAGCUCUUCCUCGUCGUGCUCUUCCACGUCGACGUAUGGCAGCAGCUCUUUAUGGCCGUCGGCUUCGACUACGGCGAGGGCAAGCGCGCGCUCAACAAGAGCGUCUGGCCCACGUUCGCCGUCGUCACCAGCACCAGCGCGCUUGCCAGUAUGUGGAUUUUCGCCACGACAGACUUUGCGUGGUUCGCAGCGGCGGUCUACUUGUACAUCUCAAUCCUUUUCAACAGCGGUCCUGCGCCAUCGAAGAGCGACAGUAUCCCUGAUGGCGUGCUUCCCCCUCCAACCGGCUCUAACAACGGGCCCGACACGAGUUCUCCGCCGUCCCCGCCACCGCCGUCCAAAGCGUUGGACCGUCCGCCGGAGAUCUUUGCAGCGCUCGUCCUGGCCAUCGCGCUGCUCACCACCUCGUACGUCACCAGCAUCGCCUGGACGAGGCUCGGUGGGCGCCGCGAGGGCCAAAUCGCACUGCCGAGUGAAGAGCAGGAAGCCGCCGCCGCUGCGACUGCCGCUGCUGGCGAUGCAGACGGGAACACUGCGCGCAGGAGCAAGUCCGUCGCGCUGCGAAGCAGCCACACCGAGGCGGAGGCUGCGCAGGACGACGAGGACGAGCGCCGCCGUCUACUCGUUGCACAAGAGUCGACCCCUGCGCAGCUCGAACAAAGCGACAUAGUCAAUGAGGACGUCAAUGUCACGCGCAGGCUCGGUAGCGCCAGUGGCAGCUGACCGCUUGAUCGAUUGGUACACACACAUUGAAUCUUCGUUCAGUUCCUCCCGCGCACAAUACGAGAACGCAUAUUUAGUCUCGACGUUUCUCGAAUGCACUCCUCCGUGUACUUGUACCUGUGCAGAAAGCUCUGGCAUGUAUGUUCCCAGACACUUUGUAUGAAUUGCAAAGAUCACCCGCGCUGCUGAAGACAGAGUG